This is a messenger RNA of Carlito syrichta (Philippine tarsier), 8958 nucleotides long. RefSeq names its product tankyrase-1. Bases 58 to 3330 code for a protein of 1090 amino acids. The transcript has 26 exons. Gene Ontology annotation, cellular component: cytoplasm; nucleus. Gene Ontology annotation, molecular function: protein binding; NAD+ poly-ADP-ribosyltransferase activity. NCBI's taxonomy places the organism in Eukaryota, Metazoa, Chordata, Mammalia, Primates, Tarsiidae. The record is from RefSeq and is a predicted model, not a curated record.
UUUUUCCCUUUCUUUUUAGGUUUUGGAAGGAAGGACGUUGUAGAACACUUACUACAGAUGGGUGCUAAUGUCCAUGCUCGUGAUGAUGGAGGUCUCAUCCCGCUUCAUAAUGCUUGUUCUUUUGGCCAUGCUGAGGUUGUGAGUCUGUUACUAUGCCAAGGAGCUGAUCCCAAUGCCAGGGAUAACUGGAACUAUACUCCUCUGCAUGAAGCUGCUAUUAAAGGGAAAAUCGAUGUGUGUAUCGUGCUGCUGCAGCACGGAGCUGAUCCAAACAUUCGGAACACUGAUGGGAAAUCAGCCCUGGACCUGGCAGAUCCUUCAGCAAAAGCUGUCCUCACAGGUGAAUACAAGAAAGACGAACUCCUAGAAGCUGCUAGGAGUGGUAAUGAAGAAAAACUAAUGGCUUUACUGACUCCUCUAAAUGUGAAUUGCCAUGCAAGUGAUGGGCGAAAGUCUACUCCUUUGCAUCUAGCAGCGGGCUACAAUAGAGUUCGAAUAGUUCAACUUCUUCUUCAGCAUGGAGCCGAUGUUCAUGCAAAAGACAAAGGUGGACUUGUGCCUCUUCAUAAUGCAUGUUCAUAUGGACAUUAUGAAGUCACAGAACUGCUGCUAAAGCAUGGAGCAUGUGUGAAUGCUAUGGAUCUCUGGCAGUUUACUCCACUGCAUGAGGCUGCUUCCAAGAAUCGUGUAGAAGUAUGCUCCUUGUUACUUAGCCACGGUGCUGAUCCUACAUUAGUCAACUGCCAUGGCAAAAGUGCUGUGGAUAUGGCUCCAACCCCUGAGCUCCGGGAAAGAUUGACUUAUGAAUUUAAAGGUCAUUCUUUACUACAAGCAGCCAGAGAAGCAGACCUAGCAAAAGUUAAAAAAACACUUGCUUUAGAAAUCAUUAAUUUCAAACAACCGCAGUCUCAUGAAACAGCACUGCACUGUGCUGUGGCCUCUCUGCAUCCCAAACGAAAACAAGUGACAGAAUUGUUACUUAGAAAAGGAGCAAAUGUUAAUGAAAAAAAUAAAGACUUCAUGACUCCCCUGCAUGUUGCAGCAGAAAGAGCUCAUAAUGAUGUCAUGGAAGUUCUUCAUAAGCACGGAGCAAAGAUGAAUGCACUGGACACCCUUGGUCAGACUGCUUUGCAUAGAGCUGCCCUAGCAGGUCACCUGCAGACCUGCCGCCUCCUGCUGAGCUAUGGCUCUGAUCCCUCCAUUAUCUCCUUACAAGGCUUCACAGCAGCACAAAUGGGAAACGAAGCAGUGCAGCAGAUUCUGAGCGAGAGUACACCUAUACGCACUUCUGAUGUUGACUAUCGACUCUUAGAGGCCUCUAAAGCUGGAGACUUGGAAACUGUGAAGCAACUUUGCAGCCCUCAAAAUGUGAAUUGCAGAGAUUUAGAGGGCCGUCAUUCUACACCCCUACACUUUGCGGCAGGCUAUAAUCGUGUGUCUGUUGUGGAGUACCUUCUACACCACGGUGCCGAUGUCCAUGCCAAAGACAAAGGUGGCUUGGUGCCCCUUCAUAAUGCCUGUUCAUAUGGACACUAUGAGGUAGCUGAACUUUUAGUAAGGCAUGGGGCUUCUGUCAAUGUGGCGGACUUAUGGAAAUUUACCCCUCUACAUGAAGCAGCAGCUAAAGGAAAAUACGAAAUCUGCAAGCUCCUCUUAAAACAUGGAGCAGAUCCAACUAAAAAGAACAGAGAUGGAAAUACCCCUUUAGAUUUGGUAAAAGAAGGAGACACAGAUAUUCAGGACUUACUCAGAGGGGAUGCUGCCCUAUUGGAUGCUGCCAAGAAGGGCUGCCUGGCGAGAGUGCAGAAGCUUUGUACCCCGGAGAAUAUCAACUGCAGGGACACCCAGGGCCGAAAUUCAACUCCUCUGCACUUGGCAGCAGGCUACAAUAACCUGGAAGUAGCUGAGUAUCUUCUAGAGCAUGGUGCAGAUGUUAAUGCCCAGGACAAGGGCGGUUUAAUUCCUCUUCAUAAUGCAGCAUCUUAUGGGCAUGUUGACAUAGCAGCAUUACUGAUAAAAUAUAACACGUGUGUAAAUGCAACAGAUAAGUGGGCAUUUACUCCUCUUCAUGAAGCAGCCCAAAAAGGAAGGACACAGUUAUGUGCCCUACUCCUAGCACAUGGUGCAGAUCCAACUAUGAAGAACCAAGAAGGCCAGACACCUUUAGAUCUGGCAACAGCUGAUGACAUCAGAGCUCUGCUGAUAGAUGCCAUGCCUCCAGAGGCCUUACCUACCUGUUUUAAACCUCAAGCUACUGUAGUGAGUGCCUCUCUGAUUUCACCAGCAUCCACCCCCUCCUGCCUUUCUGCUGCUAGCAGCAUAGACAACCUCACUGGCCCUUUAGCAGAAUUGGCGGUAGGAGGAGCCUCCAAUGCAGGGGAUGGUGCAGCUGGUGCAGAAAGGAAGGAAGGAGAAGUUGCGGGUCUUGACAUGAAUAUCAGCCAGUUCCUAAAAAGCCUUGGCCUUGAACACCUGCGGGAUAUCUUUGAAACAGAACAGAUUACACUAGAUGUACUGGCUGAUAUGGGUCAUGAAGAGUUGAAAGAAAUAGGCAUCAAUGCAUAUGGACACCGCCACAAAUUAAUCAAAGGGGUAGAAAGACUUUUAGGUGGACAACAAGGCACCAAUCCUUAUUUGACUUUUCACUGUGUUAAUCAGGGAACUAUUUUGCUGGAUCUUGCGCCAGAAGAUAAAGAAUAUCAGUCAGUAGAAGAAGAGAUGCAAAGUACAAUUCGAGAACACAGAGAUGGUGGUAAUGCUGGUGGCAUCUUCAACAGAUACAACGUCAUUCGAAUUCAAAAAGUUGUCAAUAAGAAGUUGAGGGAACGAUUCUGUCACAGACAAAAGGAAGUGUCUGAGGAGAAUCACAACCAUCACAAUGAGCGCAUGCUGUUUCAUGGUUCUCCUUUCAUUAAUGCCAUUAUUCAUAAAGGAUUUGAUGAGCGGCAUGCAUACAUAGGAGGAAUGUUUGGAGCUGGGAUUUAUUUUGCUGAAAACUCCUCAAAAAGUAACCAGUAUGUUUACGGCAUUGGAGGAGGAACAGGCUGCCCGACGCACAAAGACAGAUCGUGUUAUAUAUGUCACAGACAAAUGCUUUUCUGUAGAGUGACCCUCGGAAAAUCCUUUCUUCAGUUUAGCACCAUGAAAAUGGCUCAUGCUCCUCCAGGCCAUCACUCGGUUAUUGGUAGACCAAGUGUCAAUGGGCUGGCAUAUGCUGAAUAUGUCAUCUACAGAGGAGAGCAGGCAUACCCAGAAUAUCUCAUCACAUACCAGAUCAUGAAGCCAGAAGCUCCUUCACAGACCGCAACAGCCGCAGAGCAGAAAACCUAGUGAACGCCUACUGGUAAAGGCCAGAUCGGAUUUAAACCUGGGACUGGAUUACAGCAGAUUGUUUGCAACAAAAAAAUCAAUAUUCUAUAAAUCCCUGACAGCCUAGAAAUAAGCUGUUUGUCUUUUAUAAAGCAUUGCUAUAGUGAUGAAUAUAGUAUGAGUAACUGAUACAUACUCAACUGCUACUGUUCCCUUUGAGGAAAUGUUUACAGGGGCGGCCUUUUAACAUAUCUCAGGCUCAUUUUCAUUGCAGUUAUAUGUUUCUAAAAUAAGAUUGCUUUGAUCUAGACUUGGAAAUGAAAAAAAGGAAAACAUAACCAAUACUUUUUCAAAUGUUCACAAUUCACACACUACAUUUGCUUUGUUAUGUAUGCAUGGCACGUGUAUAUGACAAAUAUACACAUAUGACAGGCUCAUCUUUAAUUUGCCAAAUGUGCAUCAUUGCCUUGUUUUAGUUUAUGUUUUUGUUUUUUGGUUACUUUGAAAAUGAGCCAGAGCCUUCUUGAGGAUAUUUUGCACAAAUUCACACUGACAAAAAUCAUUAGCAGUGCAACCCAAGCUUCUGGCUGAGCAAGAUUGAGUUUCCACUUUUGUUUGUUUGACUUUGUAUCUGUGCUUCUCAUUAACAUAAAUUGAGAUGAAAAGGAAGAACAUCAAGUUUUAGUAUCCUUUUAUGAAUUGGCUCACCUUACAAGGGAAAGGCAUAAACAUCAACCCGACUUAUGAGCUCCCGAGUUCAGAGAAGUCAAACCCGGUGAGGGUCACUUGCUCUUUCCAACACAAACGUGCCACAGAGGCACCCAAACAGUGCUGGAGAGCUGCAGGAAGCACAGCUAGGGAAACGCUUCUGUUUUGAAGUAAAACAGUCUGGGAGGCUGUGAAGGAUGAGCGCCAUUAAGGAGGGUGAGGAGCAUCUGGGUCUGUGUCAUUCCAGCCCAAAUGGAUCAAGGGGACGCUUCCAAAAAUAAAUACUUCCCUUUGUUUAAUCCAUUCUACCGGAGUUGUCGCCCCCCUCCCCAAAUUAGCUGCCUUAUUUCCAAAGUCAGUGGAAUUAUUGUACUUCAUUAGAGUCACAAAAAUAUUACUUUAUUGUUUCUUUAGUUUAGAAAGCUAGGAUUCAAAUCCUGUUUAGUAGAUAGACACAAAUGCAAGAACUUAUUUUGUUUACUCCAGAUUUGGGGUGUAUUUUGAGUGGCAUGCUUCAUAUAGUUUAUAAAGAUCCCUGCUCUAAAUUUUUGAACCCUUUCUUCAAACUUCUUAAUAUAUUUAGACAAGGAGAACAAAAAUGGAAACCAAAGCCCUUUCUGUUAUUUUUUUAAAUGAAGAUAGAGAAAUACCAUACUGUUUUCUUCGUGAAAUUACUACUUGUCUUAACCCCCUUUGCCAAGUGCACGUUGAUACUUAUAAAAAUUACCCAUUAUAGUUCUUGCCCUUGCCCUUGCCCUUUCACCUUUACUCAAUAUUGAAUUAAGUGCACUAAUUUAUUGACUUGACAUGCUGGGCUUCAACUCUUCUUUGAAGCAAAAGGAACAUAAGUGUGAUGGAAAAAUAGGAAAAACAGUGUGACACAAACUUGCCAUUUCACUGUAAAGCCCUGAAAACGAAUUUGGGUGGUUUCAUUUUUUGUUUGUUUUGUUUUGUUUUUAAGUGCAGACUGAUUAAUCUGUUACCUUCUUUUCCUGAAGUGAAAUAAAAUGGUUACAUGCAAAAAUUCUAGAAAUAGGCUCUUUAAAAUAUACAUAUUGCUUUCUUUUUGUUUGAAUCCAAUACUAGAACUAGGCAUCCAGACUAGUUUGAAUUCUGUAGCUGAAUUUUGCAUGGGUCCUCAAAAUUAAAUCAAGAAUUAGCCUCAGUUGUUGCUUCUAUUGAAGUUUCAGUGACCCAAGCUGGGUGUUUGUGUCUUGGCUACUUGUUUACUAGCACUAGAAUUCCGUAUGAAGCUUUGAAAUUUGAUGUUCAUUAAAAGGGGUUUCCCCCCUCCUUUCCUUCUUUCUUGCUGUGUGUUACAAGGGUUGAAGAAAUUGCCAUCUGUGUAGUUUUCAGUGGCUGUGAAGUGUAUAUUACUUACCCCCCUUCCUUAGACAUAGUUUAAAAUGGUAAACACAGCUGUGAUUUUUAGUUAAGUAAAAGAGUUAAUAUGGUACAGAUAUGGAAAGCUUUAUAGCUUCAUUAAAGAUAAACCACUACCCAACUGUGGUUAUAUGUUGUUUCCAUCAUACUAAGUAGAUUAAUGGAUGUGCCAGUUUUAAACUUGAGCCUUACACUUGAGAAGUUAAACUGUGGUUCAGUACUGAAAUUGCCAAUGUUCUGUGUCUGAUGUACUGUGUGCCUAGUAAAGGUACUGUGUAAGGAAGACAUUUGCAGUGCUUCUUGUCUUGUAAUGAGUCAAAUAUAUUGUAGUUCUUGAAAGAAUGUGCAUAUAUUGCUCAUCUGCUUAAGAGAGUGAGUUGAUACAUCACAGGAGCCAAAUACUUAUUUUUCUGAACUUGAAGACCAAAGUUCAUCAUGAGUGCACUCACAAGUUAGCAAAAACUGAUUACAUUUGGAAUUUUAUCUAUAGCAAUGUGAACAACCCUUGGCAAUAUAAAGGCAUGGCAUUAAAUUAGGCUAAAAUCUAUUUAAUAUUUUGCACCAUAUGGAAACACUAGCAAGUUGGAAACUUCCAGUAUGAUCUCCCCUGAAAUGGCCCCUCUGUUUCCCAAACCAUAUGGAAGACAGAAUCUGAACAUCUCCACCAGCUUUACCAGAGUUUUAAAAUCAAAGGGUUUCUCCAGAUCUGAUGGGUUUCAGCCUACCAGGUAUUGGCCAACUGGAUACUUGACUCAGGCAAAAAUUAAGUGCCCAGAAAUCAAAACUUUCUCUUGGUACUUGACCUCCUUCCCUUUUUCCCAAUCUGGAACUAAAAUUAGCUCCAACAGUUACCUUGGGCUCCAUUCAUUUUUCUCAUUUCUUCAUUUUGGGUCUUACAAAAGGAGACUAGGUAGGUACCUUUCCAUGAUUCUGUCACAACCAGAAAUGGGUAUUAGGCCUCAUGUCCUUUGCUUAGGUAAGAUACUCUGCCAGUUUGUUAACAGAUGACAGCAUGGAACUCAAGAGUUUUAGCUCUAUGCAAAAUAAUAGCAGUAUACCAGGAUUCUUAUUUUCCCAUUCCUUCUUGGAGUUUGAAGUUGCUAGCUUUUCAAGCAGUAUGAGUAGAAUAAACAACAUUAGGAUGUUUUGAUGAAAUCGCAUCCUUCUACUCGUUUGAGCUUGAUGUUAAUGGCUAGACUGAUUUCCCUUUGCUCUCAAAAUAGCAAAGUGCAUUGAAAUAUACAGAAAAUGCCUAAAUAUGACAAAUAAAUAAGGUAAUAUAGAUUAGCAUUCUAUUAUUGUAGCCACUAUACAACAAAUAAAAAUUUAAUUUAUGCCAAAAAACAGCCUUAGAAUGCAAUAAGUUGUCUAGGUUUUUCUCUAUUUCAGUAUAUCUCCCAGUUGCACAAAGGGUGUUGGACAUUGCACCCUCUCCCUUUUUAAACACGUGCACUGCCUAGAUUCCUAUAAAUGGCCUUCAAACAGAAAUGCUGUGUAUUUCCAAGCACCUUCCCUCAGCAUGCUGUUGUCCCAUUUGUGUGAUAAAUAGCCUUCUCGCUAUGUUUUCUGUUGGACUAAUUAUCUGGCAUAAAGCUGUAGACUUUACUAAUUCAACAAAUAUUCAAAACUGAUAUUAAGAUUUCAUGUGUCAGAAAUUUAAAGUCUGAGGUUAAAUUUGUUUGAUGUCAAAUUAGUGACAAAAAUGAAAAAGAAAGUAAUUGUGAAAAUAAUAUUUGAACUGUUGUUGGACACAUCUACCAUAUACAAAGAAAAUGCAUUCAAAAAUACAACUCUAAAAGCAUCAUCGGGCAACUUGUGCAUUCUGCAGUUAGUAGACUAUUAAAUUUUUCUUCUUAAGAAAGCCUUAACUAUGGCAGAAACUUUUUAAUCUUUUAUAUUCUAAUAAAUGAAACAUCGUAAUUCAAUUUCUUAGUGUUUGAAAGGUGUCAGUGACUCUCCAUGUAUUUCAUACCCAUUAAACUUAUUUUCUGAGGAUAUAUUUAAAAAGUAAUAGUCCCUUACAUAUAAGGGAGCUGACAAAUCAAUUCAUUCUAAUUUCUCCAUAUCUGAAAUUCCUCAGCUACCAAAUUUCUGGUUUGGAGAAGUUCUGGAAGGAUUUUCAAAACCUAUUAAGUUGUGUAUGUGGGGAUAUGGUAACAACUGUGAUACCCUGCUGGAUCUGAGUGAUAUGCAAGCUGUUUUUUAAUCAUUUUAAAAUAUAAACUAUGAUGAUACUUAAGCGAAGACCUGUAAGAAGCUAAAUAUUUUAUAUACUCUAUAAGGCCAAAUAUGGUCAUGGUGUGGCCAGUUUUGUAUUUCUGCCAGAGUUCUGUAUCCUUUGAAGUAACAUUUUUACUGUAGAGAUGAUUACAUGUCGACUCUUCUUCUUUCACAUCUCUUUGUUUCUUUACACUUCCCAUCUCCACACCUGCCCUACUACCAUCCUUUCUAAGAGAGUUCUCAUGCUUUGAUUGUUUUGUGAUUUUUUAAAAUCCAUCUUCUCAUUUCUGCAGGCAGCCCCAAAAGCCCUUUGUUAAUUCAGAGCAUUUGCAGAGAAAUGCAGUUGAACUCUGGCAGUGGAGUGUCCCUCACACACCCUCACGCCCCUCUCAAAGUUCAUGAUGAAAAGCUAGAAAACAACAAUAAAAGUUAGAAAGUUAGGAAGGAACUGAAAUCUUUGAGGCUAAUAGCCUAGACCCAGAAGAUAACCUUGAUUACGUAACCAUUGUAUGCAUAACACAAAACACUGAAACUCUAUGUGUGCAUUUAAUACCUGCUUCUGCUCCUAUUGUUUCAAGCUCAUCUUUGUGGUAGUAAUAUUUGUCUUUGAUACUUACAAACUAAAAAGGUACUUUUAAAAACAAGAUUUCUCAAAAACAUUUACAAAACCAGCUUUGAGGAAAUGUAGACUAUUUCCUGGCAACAGCAUUUGGAGUAGUAAUUGUAUUUUCUCAUUGUGAUACUGGUUUGUGCAAGUAUCCAGUGUAGUGACUCUUUGGUUCAUUAUUGGUGUUAUUUUUAGUCUUUGUGUGACCCACCAGUGGCAGGGGGUUCCAAGCCCCUACCCUUUCUUUUCUACAUUUGUCUGUUUGUAGGACUGUCAGAUAAAAUACAAGAUCCCCAGUUAAGGUGGAAUUUCAAAUAAACGAUUCUUUAGCUUACAUAUAUUUCCUGCAUUAUUUGGCAUAUACUUAUAGUAAAAGCAUUGAUUGCUUGCCUGAAAGUCCUAUUUAACUGGGAACCCUGGUUUUUUUUUGCUUUUUUUAAGUUUUGUUUUUCUAAAUCUGGCAAUUCUACCAAUUUGGUCAUGGAAAACCGUUUACAGCAUGUGGAGUCUUACACUUUUCAUUGUCUUUCAUCUGAAAUGGAAGUCCUUUUUUCCCUGGCCCUGUACUUAUUUCCAAAAGAGGGCGUCAAGGAAUUUAAUCUGCCUGCAUGGUGGGUUUCUAUUCAAGACAUCUCUGUGAUUAUAGUUAACCUGUAAUUGUGCUUUGGCUUAACGUCUAACUCACAGUACCUGUAAUUGAUUAAUAUUCAAUAAAACAUUUUUAAAAUACA